This is a messenger RNA of Kwoniella shivajii, 2070 nucleotides long. RefSeq lists its product as uncharacterized. Gene Ontology annotation, biological process: polyphosphate catabolic process. Lineage: Eukaryota; Fungi; Basidiomycota; Tremellomycetes; Tremellales; Cryptococcaceae. The transcript has 9 exons. Gene Ontology annotation, cellular component: fungal-type vacuole; membrane. The record is from RefSeq and is a predicted model, not a curated record. The coding region runs from base 1 to 2070 and encodes 689 amino acids. Gene Ontology annotation, molecular function: exopolyphosphatase activity; phosphoric diester hydrolase activity; endopolyphosphatase activity.
AUGCGAUCGAUUCUCCUGGCCGGUGUGUUAGGUCUAGCAAUCACCGCAUCCGCCGCCGCUGCUUCCGAUCAAGCUGUAUUUGGGCCGUCCCUCUCACCUUAUGAUUCAUCUGACAUACCUUCUAGUCUGAGGCCCAAGAGAAGACCUCUCAAAGGAAGGUUUCUACAUAUAACAGACAUACAUCCUGAUCCUCACUAUAAAACGGGCGCUACAUUUGAAUCGGGUUGUCACAGGAAGAACAAAAGUAAAAAGGGCAAAGGAAAGGCCCUUGAACAUGUAGCUGAGCAAGCAGAAAGAAUUGAUGAGGAUGAGGUAGACGAUGACGAUGAGAUGGAGGUUGAGAAGAAAAAGAAGGACAAAAAUGGUGUUGAUUUAGCUGGUGAAUGGGGUACAGCCGUAUCGAAAUGUGACACACCUAUGUCGCUCGUCAAUAUCACCUUUGAUUGGUUGAAGAAAGAAUGGAAGGACGAAGUUGAUUUCAUAGUUUGGACAGGUGAUAAUGCCAGACACGACAUAGACCGAUCACUUCCUCGUUCAACAAGUGAAAUCUACAAACUGAAUCGAAUGAUCGUGUCCAAAAUGUUAGAUACAUUCGGUACCGAUAUACCUAUAGUACCCAGCAUAGGUAAUAACGAUAUCUGGCCACAUAACGUAAUGGCGGCUGGACCUAGUAAACUGACAGAAGAAUUCUUACAUAUAUGGGGUAAAUUCAUCCCACCUGAUUUCGCACAUGUUUUCGAAAGAGGAGCAUAUUAUUCUUCCGAAGUGAUUCCAGAUAGAUUAGCUGUCAUUUCGUUGAACACCUUGUUCUGGUAUGACUCGAAUACACUGGUGGAUGGAUGUGGAGAUCAUUCGAAUGAUCCAGGAGCUCUAGAGAUGGAUUGGUUAGAUGUUCAAUUAUCUAAUUUUAGGGAUAGAGGAAUGCAAGUUUGGUUAACAGGUCAUGUACCUCCUCAUAUGGGUUACUAUUAUGAUAAUUGUUACCUGCGAUAUGGUGAUUUGGCAUUAAGAUAUCAAGAUACGAUCGUUGGACAUUUAUUCGGACACAUGAACAUCGACCAUUUCUUUUUCAUAGAUGUUGACGAGCUUGAAUCUACACCAGUGGCCAGACCGAAAUCAAAAGCUAGAUCAAAGAAGAACUUCUCACCACUCACUGCGAACUUAUCUUCUCUGCCUUCGCUAGAAACAAGAUUCUCAUCUGAUGGAAGAGUGAUCACUUUUGGAGGAGGAGAUACGCUGAAAGAAGAACUGAAGAAAGAUUUCCAAGAUAUGCCAUCUGGGAAAAACCUGAAACUCAAAGAUUACGUAGCUAUCAAUGUGGCUGCCAGUGUCAUUCCCACUUAUCUACCUGGCGUCAGAGUAUUCUCAUACAACAUCUCGGGAUUGGGUGACGAGAGGAAUGAAGAUUAUUUCUAUCAGCCACAUCACAAUGGUUCCCUUCUGGAAGACGACGAGGAGGAGCUUGGUGACGAAGCUGAAUAUGAGGAGGAUGACGACGUGGAAAUAACGAAGAAGAAAGACAGAAGACCAGGACAUCGACAUGGUAAAAAACCGAAAGAUGAUUGCAACAAAGUGGAAAAUGAAGAUAAACCACAUUGCGUGUUCAAACGCAAACCAAGAUAUUAUUCUAAGCAAUCACCUUCAAGAUCAAAUAGAGCAUUAUCCCCAUUAGGUUAUACUCAAUUCUACUUACCGAGACUGAGUAAACAAAGUGAGACACCAAAUUGGGAGAUUGAAUAUACGACUUAUAAAAAAGAUAUGUUACUCCCCAAUCCUGGAAACGGAAACGGAAAUGGAAAUGAAUCACAAAUUCAAACAGAUCAAAGUGUCCAACCUCUUCCUAUACCACUACAUCUCUUACCUGAAUUCGACGAUAGCUUAUUCGAUGAUAACUCUGAGACAGUCAAAGGAGACGCGGAAAUACAGAAAAAGAAAAGUAAAUUCGAGAAAGCUUUGAAGAGGAUAACACCUUGGAAAAUGUCAGAUUUGACUAUACCGAAUUAUAUCAAGCUGAGUAGAAAGUUAGUUGGGGAUAAAGAUAUGUGGGAUAAAUUCCAAGAAUUAAUGUGA